This is a messenger RNA of Tribolium madens (black flour beetle), 984 nucleotides long. It is a transcript of the gene Coq9, whose product is annotated as ubiquinone biosynthesis protein COQ9, mitochondrial. Lineage: Eukaryota; Metazoa; Arthropoda; Insecta; Coleoptera; Tenebrionidae. Gene Ontology annotation, cellular component: mitochondrial inner membrane. The transcript has 5 exons. Gene Ontology annotation, biological process: ubiquinone biosynthetic process. Bases 107 to 889 code for a protein of 260 amino acids. Gene Ontology annotation, molecular function: lipid binding. The record is from RefSeq and is a predicted model, not a curated record.
GGAUUUUAGUCGCGGCGUUGCAAAUAAGAGAACCAGAAAGUCACUAAACCUUUUAUCCCGAUGGAAAAUCAGAAAUUUUAAAAGAUUGCAUCAAAUGUGAAAAGAAAUGUCUUUGCUUGGCUUAUUAACGACGGUUAGAACUAAUAUAAGAUAUACGUACGCUGCUUGGACAACAUGUAGGAAAUCCUCUUCGCAAUCAUCGAGCUCGAGUCAUACCGAUUGUUACGAAGACGAUAUCAAAGAAAAAAUUUUAGCUGCUUCCUUGCCCUUCGUAGUCGAACUAGGAUGGUCUCGAAGCGCUCUGGGCGCUGGCGCCCAAGCCGUCGGCUACCCUGGAGUUACCCAUGGCCUUUUUCCCCGCGGAGGCGCCGACUUAGUCCUGUAUUUCCAAAGAACUUCCAACUUAAAUCUAGUUGAAAUUCUAAAAGAGAUGGAAAUCAAACAACGCGAGUCGCCGAUCCCUCCAGCCCUUUUUGUGGAAAAUGCUCUCCAAAGCCGUUUGAAGAUGAUUAUUCCUUAUCUCAAUCGGUGGCCACAAGCCAUUGCCAUAAUGUCGCUGCCACCAAACGUACCUAAGGCUUUAGCGACAAUUUUGACUACGGUCGAUGAUAUUUGUUACUACGCCGGUGACCGGUCGGUAGAUUUCAACUGGUAUGCAAGAAGAUUAGGUGUGGCUGGUGUAUAUAAAGCGACUGAAUUGUACCUGAUACAAGACACUUCGCCUGAGUACGAAGCUACGUGGAAGUUCCUGAAUAGGAGGUUAGCCGAAGCAGUGCAAAUUCACGAAACUUUGUGUAAAAUGGAUUUGGGAAGCGCGGGACCCAAGGAUGCAGUCACGUCUGCUUUUGUAACGGCGAGAAAUAUUCUAGGUUUGAACUGGAGUAGGUAGUAUUUCAAAUUUAGCUAAGAAAUUAAUUGUUCUAAUUACUGUUGUUGGUAUCUGUGAAAGUAGUUUUAUAUAAAAAAUUACAAUUUCAAACAUUU